UUUAUGGCAAUUUUAGAAUCAAUUGAUGGUCAGUGCAAAGUGUGUUUAAAGUUGGUAAGAAGCGAGCUGUUUUCUUCCAGCAUAAGGUAAAAAGACAAAGUUGUCUGGUUCCCCAAUCAAAGAAGAUGCAUUUUCAAAUACUGUUGCUGCUUGUGAUUUCUGUAAAUAUAAAUGGAGAAAUACUUCGUCUGCCAUGCAAGAUCUUUGCCAAUUUUACUGCUGUGCUUCAUGAUCAUUCACUUAGUUCUACAUUUCGUUCUUUGGACAACUUGGAUGAGCAGAUGUGUAAGUUUGAAUGCAUCAUGGAGCAUCGAUGCAAGUCUAUAAACUUAAACAGAGAGUUGGGUAUUUGCCAGUUGAAUAACAAAUCAGCACAGGAUCCUAAAGAUUUCAUUGAAGCCCAAAAAAAGGAGGGUUGGACAUAUCAUUCAACCCGUUUUGAAGAGAAAAAUGUUGGUCAGUAUUGCCAAGCAAAUGAUCCUUGCAGCGCCGGACAUAAAUGCAUUGACACUUGCUACUGCCCAGGGUAUGAAUGCAUUGCAAAGAAUAUCGCCUAUAAGAAGCCAUCUUCCCAUUCAUCAACCCGUACAUAUGACGGAACAGAACUUGUGGCAAGCUUUGGAAAUGAUGGUGACAGAACGGCAGAGUGGCAGAGAUGUAGUUUCACCAGUUAUGAAGAGCAGCCCUGGUGGCAAGUGGAUCUUAAAGAAGUAGCCGCUGUCACACAUGUUCGGAUAACAAAUUCUAUAGCCUGGUCUUCACAUGAUACAUACCCAUACAAUGUUAGUGUUGGGAAGGAUAGUUCAAACGGCGGAAGAAACAAUGCGCUUUGUGUCAAUAAUGGAAUGUUGGCUAGCGGCGAGAUGAAAACUUUUUAUUGUCCAAAGCUGAUGAUGGGUCGCUACGUGAGUGUGUUUUUGAACAGGAAAGAAUUUCUUCCAGUAUGCGAGCUUGAGGUUUAUGAAGCAGAGAAUUUGGCAUAUAAAAGGCCGUCCUCACAUUCAUCCGCUAAAGAAUAUGAUGGAAUUGCAUUGGUUGCCAGCUUUGGAAAUGACGGUGAAAAACUGGGGAAUGGCAACGAUGCAGUAUCACAAAUAAUGACAUAGUACCCUGGUGGCAAGUGGACCUUACAAGGCAAGCUGCUAUCACAAGUGUCCAAAUAAGAAGUGGCACAACUUGGGGUCAAUUGAAAAUCAAUCCAUUCGAUGUCAGUGUUGGGGAUGAUAGUUCAAAUGGCGGACGAAACAAUGCGCUGUGUGUGAAAGAUGGAAGGUUGGCAAAUGGUGAAUUGAAAAAGUUCGAUUGUCCACAGGUUUUGAUGGGUCGUUACGUCAGUAUCUUUUUGAACAGGCAAGAAAGUCUUCAAGUAUGCGAGGUUCAGGUUUAUGAAGGUAUGAGUAUUCACAUGAAAAUUUACUCCUUCAAUGUUGGUCAUAAAACGUAAAUGUAACUUUCAUCUUGCUUAAUAGGCCAUUACUACUUUUUUGCCUUUAACUACUUUUGGCAUUUCAUCGACAAAACCAAAAAGAUUGGGGUCACAACAAUACAAAGUAAACAAUGUAAAAAAUGUUUUAAACUGUAGAGAAAUAUCUAAAGAGAAAAAAUGCAUAGGCCAAUUUGCACGGAGGUCUUGUAAGACCAAAAGCAAUGUCGAAGAGAACUCUUUUUGCGAGUUGGCUUCCGGUGGUCUCGAAAAGGUAUGCAGUCCAGGAUAUGGAUCCCAAAAUGAUUCUAAGCGGCUUUAGUGG
Rhopilema esculentum is the source of this 1748-nucleotide messenger RNA. The record is from RefSeq and is a predicted model, not a curated record. Lineage: Eukaryota; Metazoa; Cnidaria; Scyphozoa; Rhizostomeae; Rhizostomatidae.